AUGCUUAAAUCUUCUGAAGAAAAAGAUGGAUCUGAAAUGGAAAUACCAAAAUGCAUCGAUUCGUUUACUCAUUUAGCAUCAACAAAGCCUAAAAACAACAACUUCCCUAUGAAACGCACCGUUCGUCCUUUCUUCGUUCUUCUCCUUCUUCUCGUCUUCCUCGCCACGUUAAUCUCACGCUCCAUUCUUCUCAGAGGUAUAAUCUCAAUCGAGCUUGAAACGCGUGUGGUUAAUCGAGAUUCGCCGUCGUUAAACGCCACGCUUCUCAAACACGCUGCGGUCGAGAUCGGCGAGGAGAAAUCCCGGCAAGAGAUUCAGCAGCUUCUUGAUGGUAACUUUGCUAGUCAAGCACGGCAUAGAACAUUUGUUUCAUGGCGGAGGUUUAUCCACCAUGACGGUGAUAAGAGCUUCCCGGCGACACUCCGGUCGCCGCUUUUCUAUCGGUAUUGGAUUGAUUUCCGGCGAGUUUUGCAUGAUUGGGCUAGGAAGCGUAGGUUUCAACCCGGGAUCAUGAAUGAGUUAACUCGGUCAGUAAAGGUUCCACUCGAUCGGUUUAACAAAGUUGUUACUGAUUCUGGUGAUAAAAAGUACUCUUCUUGUGCUGUUGUUGGUAAUAGUGGGAUUUUGCUUAAUAGAAACUAUGGUUCAUUAAUUGAUGCACACGAGUUUGUUAUAAGGUUAAACAAUGCUAGGGUUGAUAACUAUGAAAACAAAGUUGGGAAGAAAACAAGUAUUUCGUUUGUGAAUAGCAACAUUUUGCAUUUAUGUGCAAGAAGAACAGGGUGUUUUUGUCAUCCUUAUGGUGCUAAUGUACCAAUUGUUAUGUACAUUUGUCAAGCUGUACAUUUCUUGGAUUACACUGUUUGUAAUGCAUCUCAUAAGUCUCCUUUGUUGGUUACAGAUCCUAGGUUUGAUGUGCUAUGUUCUAGGAUUGUGAAGUAUUACUCAUUGAAGAGGUUUGUGGAGGAAACAGGGAAGGGUUUGGAACUAUGGGGUUCUGCUCAUGAUGGUGCUUUGUUUCAUUAUUCUUCUGGUAUGCAAGCUGUGAUGUUGGCUCUUGGGGUAUGUGAUAAAGUUAGUAUAUUUGGGUUUGGUAAAUCACCUUCUGCCAAACAUCAUUAUCAUACUAAUCAGAAAGCUGAACUUCAUUUGCAUGAUUAUGAGGCGGAGUAUGCUUUUUAUCGUGACCUUGUUGAUGGCUAUAAGCCUAUACCCUUUGUAUCGGAGAAGUUUAAGAUCCCUCCUGUUGUAAUGUAUCACUGA
Molecule: messenger RNA, 1263 nt
Organism: Lathyrus sativus (Indian pea)
Lineage: Eukaryota; Viridiplantae; Streptophyta; Magnoliopsida; Fabales; Fabaceae
Source: the annotation of a GenBank genome assembly